Messenger RNA from Pogona vitticeps (central bearded dragon), 2649 nucleotides. The record is from RefSeq and is a predicted model, not a curated record. NCBI's taxonomy places the organism in Eukaryota, Metazoa, Chordata, Lepidosauria, Squamata, Agamidae.
CUUCCUACUCUGCAAGUAACAGAAGCAAGCCUUUCUCUUGCAGGUUUGAGAAAAGCAUGCUCCGGCUUCCUCGGUGUAUCCUGAGGUCCACCUGUCCUUCCCUUAAUAGAGAAACUGGGAGCAGAGCAAGGCGAUCCUUCGACUCCUGUGGGAGGCAGAGCUGGAUCAAGGGUCAAGGAUGGAGGAGCAAAAUUUGACUGGUCCUGGAGGAAGACGUGGAGGCGUUUAUGCCACUCAGCUUGGAAGCCCCAAAGCUUUCUGGGAAGGAACGGUGCAGGAGAAGCCGAGCACGGAGCACGGCAAUUCCGAUGAGCCGUCCCAGCGCUUCAGAGGGUUCUGCUACCAGGACGCCAUGGGGCCGAGGCAUGUUUGUAGUCAGCUUCAUUUCCUUUGCUGUCAGUGGCUGAAGCCAGAAAGGCACACCAAGGCUGAGAUCCUGGACCUGGUGAUCCUGGAGCAAUUCUUGGCCAUCCUUCCCCCGGAGAUGUCCAGCUGGGUGAGGGAAUGUGGAGCGGAGACCAGUUCCCAGGCGGUGGCCCUGGCCGAAGGCUUCCUCCUGAGUCAGGCAGAAGAGAAGAAGAAGCAGGAAGCAAAACAGGUGAUAAGACAGUUCAGCCCAGUAGCCACAGACCGCUCUGAGGCAAAGAAGCAUCUGCUGGACCCCGGGCAGAAGACCAAAUUUCAGUGCACUGGUCAAGAGAGCAACCCUGGGGCCAUCUCACUGGGGGGUGAAAUGAACCUAGGUCCGGGUUCAAGCUUUUCUGGUAGAAGACAGGAAGCAGUUGCUAUACAGUCAGAUCAGGGCUCUGUGACCUUUGAGGAUGUGGCCGUGUACUUCACCGACGAGGAAUGGGCUGUGCUGGAUCCUGACCAGAGGGGUUUGCACAGGGAGGUUAUGGAGGAGAGCUCAGGGAUUCUGGAGUCCUUGGGGGACGAGAGGAAGCGAAAUAAAGAGGACAUGGCGCAGAAGACUGAAGCAGAGCAAAAGUUGAGGAAGAAGCCCUCAGGAGAUGAAGAGGGAGAGUUCCAUAAAAUGGCGGGAGAUUCUCAGGCAGGAAAGGAAACUUCAGCAAGGAAAAAGCCAUUUAAAUGCACAGUGUGUGGAAAGGGUUUCAGUCAGCGCAGCACCCUUGCGGACCAUCACAGGAUCCACACGGGAGAGAAACCGUAUACGUGCUCCGAGUGUGGGAAGAGCUUCAGCCGUAUUCGUGCCCUUACCGAUCAUCAGAGGACCCACACAGGAGAGAAACCGUAUAAGUGCUUAGUGUGUGGGAAGCGCUUCGGUCAGAGCAGUAACUUUGCUUAUCAUAAAAAAACCCACACGGGGGAGAAGCCUUUUGAAUGCUCCGUAUGCGGAGAAAGUUUUGGUCGAAGCCGUGCCCUGAUGGAUCAUCAGAGAAUCCACACUGGGGAGAAACCCUACAAAUGCUCAGAGUGUGGGAAGAGCUUCACUCAGAGCAGCACCCUUACAUAUCAUCAAAGGACCCACACCGGAGAGAAACCCUAUCAGUGCUCAGAGUGUGGGAAAAGUUUCACGCAAAGCAGUACCCUGACAGUCCACAAAAAGACUCACGCGGGCCAGAAAUCCUAUAAGUGCCUGGAGUGUGGAAAGAACUUUUGCCGGAGUAACAGUCUUGCUGUCCAUCAAAGAACUCAUACGGGAGAGAAACCCUAUAAAUGCUCAGAGUGUGGAAAGAGCUUCUCUCAGCGCAGCACCCUUGCGGACCAUCAAAGAACCCACACGGGAGAGAAGCCGUUCACCUGCUCGGAGUGUGGAAGGAGCUUCAGUCGGAGCCGUGCUCUUGUCAACCAUCAGAGAAUCCACACUGGAGAGAAGCCCUAUAACUGCUCCAUUUGUGGGAAGAGUUUUGCUCAGAGCAGUAGCUUUGCUUACCAUAAAAAAACGCACACGGGGGAGAAGCCUUUUGAAUGCUCCGUCUGUGGAGAAAGAUUCAUUCAGAAAAGUACCCUCACCGAUCAUCAAAGAACCCACACAGGAGACAAGCUGUAUGAAUGUUCAGAGUGCGAGAAGAGCUUCAGUCAUAGUCGGGCUCUCAUCUAUCAUCAAAGAACCCACACGGGAGAGAAACUGUAUAAAUGUCCCGACUGCGGGAAGAGCUUCACGCCCUUGAGUGCCCUCACGUAUCAUCGGAGAACCCACACAGGAGAGAAACCCUAUAAAUGUCCAGAGUGCGGGAAGGGCUUUGGUCAGCGGAGUACUCUCGUCGCCCAUAAGAAAACACAUUCCUUUAAACCUUUUAAAUGCCCGGAAUGUGGGAUGAACUUCCGUACUAGUCAAAACUUUGCUUUUCAUUUCGAAAUCCACACCGUACGGGAGAGCAGUAGAAGUUCUUCACGGGGUUUUGAGUUGUGGGCAGGCUUGGAGCACUGAAGCUGUUUCACACGUGGCAUCGCAAAAGGGCUACAGCCGUGGGUCCAGCCACCGAAUCCCCAUUUCCUGGAACAGAGACCCGGCGGGGCUAAAAGACCACUUGCCCAAGGACCUGAGUGCAAAAACAGCUCUUGAGGAGACGAAACCCAAUCCAGUGAAACCAGGUGUGAGUGGAGGCAGAGAAGUGAGCCGUCCUCGCAGAUGCCAGAGAGAGAAGAAAGCAAAGGAUGUGUGGUGGGGGAGUUGAUUAAAUUAGA